UGCCAACAAACCUCAACUUCCAUUUCCUUUUAAUGAAGCCCACAGGGCAAUAAAACAUCAAAGCCUUCCAGGGCUCGGGUGACAGGACGUUUAAAAUAUUGAAAAUCCACUUGGAGCUCCAUGACCCUGCAUGUGAAAACUUAGCUCAAUAAUUUUAUUGUGAUUUAAUACAUAAAUUCUGUGAUUCAUGUCAAAGAUUGAAAUCAAACUUUGAUGCUCCUAAUCUCAUAAAGACUUUUUUCUUUCCAUAUUUUCACUUUUUUGGAGAGCACGGAGAUUUGUGAUCUUGAGGAAAUACGAACAUCUGGGUUUGUAAGAACACGAGCGCAAGAGAAAAGUAACAACCUCUGGAACACCGCACGUUUCCUGUUGUUGGAGAUCAAACUUUCCUUCACUUUUUCAUAUCUUCAACUUCUGGUUUAAAGCAGGGGGUAGACCUGAGGUGGGCUGAGCUGACAGGAUUCCUGCUCUGUUAGUUUGCACAGUCGAGGGAAACUAAAGGCCAGCAGUGGAUUCAGCUUUAGCAUAUACUCCAGCUGAAAAUGACUCAUCCAGACUCAUCUAAACCAAAAAAAUAGUCCUGGAUCUCACAUGUGCUGAAAUCCCGAAUAAGUUUUUGUGCCUCCAAACCAAAACCGAGGAGAUGGUUUCCGUUUACAUAUUUACCUUGAGUUACCUUUGGCUACACGCACAAGGUUUGAGUCUGGUUGAGUUAAACGCCGGCCUCCAGGUAGCCAGGGGCCGUUCUGUGUUCGUCACGGCAGGUGAACUCCGGUUCCGAUCGAUUGGGGCGUCCGAGGCCUGCAAGGUGGAAGUGGUGGUCACUGAACCAAUCACACAGAGAGUUGGAAAGCUCACACCUCAGGUUUUUGAUUGCCAGUUUUUACCUGAUGAAGUGAAGUACGUCCAUAACGGCAGCCCACUUAUAGAAGAAGACACCAUCAUGCUGAGGGUCUAUAGGUUUACCAACACUGACACCUUCAUCGAGACUGUCCUGCUAAACGUGAAGGUGUUGGAACCUCAGGGGAGCCUAACAGAACUUGGAAGCGUCCCUCUGGUGGUUCCAGAGUUUUAUGGGCUUUCCAACACCAUCAAUAGCAGUGUCCUUACCUUUAAAACCCAGCCCGGUGUGGUGUGCACCGUCCGUCUUCUGAACUCGGAGAUCAACGUUCCAAUGCUUGGUCAACUGGUGGUUGAGGAUCUCGAAAGGACAGUAACAUCUGAGCCUGGACCAAGAAUAGGGCGGCAUACUGGAAUAGCAUGUCCAGGAAACAAGGCUUGUGACCACAACACGAGGGAAGUAGAGUUCUUGAAGACCGAUUGCUCCGAGUUUCUUACUUCAGGUUUGAAGUACCAGCACCUGAGCCCUCCAUCACCUGAGAUUGAUUACAUCCCAAUCAGGGUGGAGUUUAGGGACCAGUCCUCUCGAGCCUUACUGGAGACUGAGAAUAUCUGGUUACCAGUACUGAUUCAAGGGGCUAUGCAGAAUCAACCUCCCCAUGCCGCCUUCAUGUCCACGUUCAUCCUAGAGGUGGAUCAGUUUAUCCUGACCCCUGUGACCACUGCGGCUCUGGACGCCAAAGAUGAUGAGACCCCUCAGGCUCAGCUUAUCUUCAAUGUGACAAAUCCACCGGAGGAAGGAUACGUAACUCACUUAGAUGAUCACACUAAAAUUGUCUCCUCGUUUUCGUGGCAAGAUCUCAAUGAGAUGAAGAUUGCCUAUCAGCCACCAAACAGCAGCCACACAGCCAGGAGAAACUACGAGGUUGAGUUUGAAGCUAUCGAUGGCUCAUUUGCGGCGAGCUCGCCCAUCUUGAUGCACAUCUCUAUCCGUACUGCGGAGACCAACGCACCUCGAGUCUCAUGGAAUAUGGGGUUGGAUCUGCUGGAAGGCCAGUCUAGACCCAUCACAUGGGAGAACCUACAGAUCGUUGAUAAUGACAACAUAGAUGCUGUGACCCUGAUCGCUAUGGAUGGACCCCUUAAUGGACACUUAACUGUUAGAGGUGGCAAAGGUUUUAUGUUUAAGGUGAAGGAUCUCAGACAAGGGGUUGUGGUCUAUCAUCACUCUGACAGCGACACCACCAGGGAUUACAUCGUCUUCCGCAUCACAGAUGGCCGCCACAGCAUCAGACACAAAUUCCCCAUCUACGUUUUACCAAAAGACGACACUCCUCCGUUUCUUAUCAAUAAUGUGGCAUUUGAGGUCCAAGAGGGAGGUUCUGUUCGGGUGGAGGAGUACAUGCUUAUGGCCUCAGACUUGGAUUCAAGCGACGACUAUAUUCAGUAUCAACUAACUACAUUUCCCAAAGCUGGACAGCUUGUUAAAAAAACGUCUCGUCAUGAGCCAGGUGUCCCAGUGAAGAGUUUCUUGCAGAGGGACUUGUUUCAGGGACUCAUCUACUACAAGCAUUUAGGCGAGGAAGUGUUUGAAGACUCAUUUGAUUUCAUCUUGUCAGAUGCCCAUCAACCUCCAAAUCUGUCAGACAAACACACGGUGGUGAUCCACGUGUUUCCAGUGAAGGACGAGUUGCCUGUGGAAGUUGCUGGAACAGUUCGCUCCAUCACUGUUAAAGAAACGGAGGUUGUUUACAUCACUCAGAGUCAACUGCACUUCAGAGACACAGAGAGUCCAGAUACCGACCUUAUGUAUGUGAUCACUCGUCCCUGUUUCAGUCCGGGAAACAGCAGACUAUCAGAUGCAGGCAGACUGUUUUAUACUGACAGCACAAACUCUAUGAAAAAAGACGCAAUGGUUCCAGUGCUCAAGUCAUUCACCCAGCAUGCAGUGAACCAUCACAAAGUUGGAUACAUGCCUCCAUUAGAAGAUAUUGGUCCUCACCCGCUCUUUGUGCAGUUUGUAUUUACUGUAAGUGACCAGCAGGGCGGCGCUCUCUCUGGGCUCACCUUCAACAUCACAGUAACACCUGUCGACAACCAAGCUCCAGAAAUGUUCACUAACUUGCUGAGGGUAGAGGAAGGUGGUGGCAGUUUCCUGAUGGAGGAACACUUGUUGGUGCAGGAUGUGGAUAGCUCAGAAGAUCAGCUCAGGGUUCACAUGAAGACUCGGCCACAGCAUGGACGACUAGAACUGCAGGGCACGACGCUGCUAGAAGGAGACAGCUUCAGUUUGCAGGAUCUCAAAGCAUUGAGGGUCAGAUACAUUCAUGAUGACUCUGAAACUCUUAAGGACAGCAUCGGACUUACGAUCACAGAUGGAAUCAACUCUGCAAAUGGAGAGCUUUUCAUUCAGAUCCUACCUGUGAACGACGAACCUCCAAAGUUAGGUUCAGACUUGAGGGCCGAACUUUCUUGCAAAGAAGGCGGUCGUGUCCAGAUUACAGUUGAAUACAUCUCUGCUACAGAUGACGACAGUGAUGAUACUCGAUUAACAUACAUGCUUGCCAGGACACCUGCACAUGGGGUUCUGCAGAGAAAUGGAGUCAUGGUGGAUAAGUUCUCUCAGCUGGAUGUGAUCAAUGGACUCAUCUUUUACCUGCACACAGGGGGUGAGAUUGGACCAGAUCCUGUAUCAGACACCAUCACGCUCAUAGUAUCCGAUGGAGAGGCCGGAAUAACAGAUGGCUGUUGCCAAGAGGACGCUUUACCUCCACCAGUCCCCCUGCAUGGCACACUUCCGGUCUAUGAUCUGAACAUCACCGUGGUGCCCGUCAACAAUCAGAUUCCAACUAUAACACUGGGUGGUAUGUUUGUGGUAGACGAAGGUUCCAGUGCAUGUUUAUGUGGUGGGGUGUUGGCGGCCACUGAUCCUGACACCCAUCCAGACCAGCUCAUGUUUCAUUUGGUGACCCCACCACAAUAUGGGUUCCUGGAGAACAUUCUCCCAUCCCCUGGAUUUGAGAAAAGCAACGCUGGACUCCGAGUGGUUUCUUUCAGCCAGCUGCACCUCAGCUCAGGGUUUAUCAACUAUGUCCAGUCGGUGCACCAGGGUGUGGAGCCUACCGCAGAUUUCUUCACCAUUAGCGUCAGUGAUGGGAUUCAGAGAUCUGCACCAUUGCCCUUCUACAUCAUCAUCAACCCUACCAACGAUGAAAUCCCAUCACUGCUGCUUGGCAACUUCUCAGUCAUGGAAGGAGGGAUGAAGGACCUCAGUCCUGAUAUUCUGAACGCGGUGGACAUUGAUAUCCCAGGAGAAACUCUUACCAUGACCGUCCUGGUUCCUCCUACCCAUGGAAUUCUGCUCAAUGGCAUUUACGGGCUUGAGAUGAGUCGCUACAAAAGCAUUGGCCCCGAGGAUCUACACCGAACAUUGGCGAUUCAAUCUUUCUCUGUACUGGAGCUACAACAAGGAAUGAAGAUCAUGUAUAUGCACGAUGACACAGAAACCCUCAAGGACUCUUUCACCAUACAGCUGACAGAUGGUGGGCACACAGUCCAGGGGACUGCGUGCGUUCGCAUCAUACCAGUCAAUGAUGAAAAGCCACGGCUACUAAAAAAUGCAGGUGUUGAUGUUCAAGCUUUGGCGAAAAGAGUCAUCUCCAGUGUAACGCUAGAGGCAGAGGACCACGACACUCCCAGCAACCAAAUCUUCUUCAUCCUCAAUGCAGGUCCCAGAUUUGGCCUUCUCCAACUCAUGACAGAAGCAGGAUGGAUUGAUCUGAGUCCAGGUCAGAAUUUCACCCAAGAAGAUGUGGAGAUGAAUCGCCUCUGGUACACUCACACUACAUUUAGCGGCUUCAAAGGACACGACAGGUUUCAUUUUGUUCUCAGUGAUGGGGAAAACCAAACACCUUCACAGAGUUUCUUCAUCUCUGUUCGCACUGUUCAAAAAGGCGACAUUGCUCUCAUCACCAAACCUGUGACGUUGAUGGAGGGUGAGAGAGUUAUCCUGACCACUGACAUCCUGAUGGCCACAGACAGUGGAAGUCCAUCAGAUGAGCUCAUAUAUACUGUGUCUACUCCGCCUGAACAUGGACACCUGCACAUGGUCCAAUCUCCGGGGGUUCCCGUGUUCACCUUCACCCAAAUGGAUGUGGCUGCCAACCGGGUGUGCUACACUCAUGACAACAGCCGCUUUGCUGACCGUGAUUCUUUCAGCUUUGCCAUUACCAACGGUGUGACCUCCAGAACUGGCAGCAUUUAUUUUACCGUGAAGCACAGUGACCGUAUCCCACCCACCCUGAACAUAAACAAAGGCCUUCAGCUCACCGAAGGCACCGUCAAGAUCAUUUCCACUGAACACUUAAAACUGACCGAUCCGGACACAGCUCUGGACAACCUCACCUACGUCGUUAUUCAAGGCCCGCAGUAUGGGAAGUUACUCUUGAAGGGAAUUCCCCUUACUAAGCCCCGAUUUACACAAGUGGACAUCAAUAGCAUGGAUAUAACUUACCACCAUCUAAACGGGCGAGCUAAGAUUGACAGGUUCACCUUUCAACCCACUGAUGGUACUAACACGGGUUAUUUGGAGUAUGGACAGCUGAAGACUGAGACUGCUGUGUUCACUAUACAGAUAGAGAUACUGGACAAGACGCCUCCCAAUAUUGUAAACAGGGGGGUUCCAAGUACUGUUGAGAGUAUUCAAGAUGGCAAACAGUGCAUUUACGUCACCUCUAAGGAACUGCAAGCCACCGAUCCAGACAGCCCAGACGACGCGCUUGAGUUCACAAUAAUAAGACCUCCGCAUUUCGGAUACUUCGAGAAUGCCCUCACAGGUGCCUACAUUAAAGGACGCUUCACCCAGAAGGAUGUGAACCAGAAGGCAGUGCGCUAUGUCAUACCUGUAGAUAUAGAAGUGACAGCAGACAGCUUUGAGUUUCAAGUCACAGACCCUGCAGGAAACACUAUGCUUCCUGAAGUGUUGGAAUUCAGGUGGUCCCGUGUGGAGCUGUCUGCUUCCUGUUAUCGUGUUUGUGAAAACGCAGGAACGCUAGGUGUGCAGGUGGUACGCAGUGGGAACAGCAUAGAUCCAGCGUAUGUCAGCAUACAGGUGGAAGAGGGCACUGCCAAAGCUGGGAAAGAUUUCACCCACAGUUCUGCCAGUCUUGUACAGUUUGAUCCAGGUGUGAACGUCAAAAUAUGGAACGUUCAUCUGAAAGAUGACGGUUUAGAGGAGAACCACGAGAAGUUUGAGGUGGUUUUGAAAACUCCAAAAAAUGCAGUUUUGGGACAGAGGAACAAGGCCACGGUUGAGAUUGUGGAUCCUAGAAAUGGCAGGUGUAGUCCUGAUGAUCUUAUUGUUGAAGAAGAUGAGACGAAACAUCCUUUUCAAAGCCCACCAGACGUCCAAGAGCCUGAACCAGGGCUGGUUGAGGAAUACACCCCAGACCCAAGGACCAGGAUCUUCUCGGAUAACUUUCCACAACGAGGAGACGUCCCGUAUCGUACACAGUUCAGCCAUUACAGAGAGGGAGAAUAUCAGGAUCAGGCCUUUCAUAGUCAAAGCCAGAGACAGCUGAGGAUUCUGGGUAGAAACAGACACAGAGUGCAUCUGCCAGAAGUUGACAACAGAAAUCAAGAAAGAGUUUGGACAUUCCAUGGACUUUUCCCAGUGAGACGAGAGGAAACUGUCCCAGUGCCUCGUGUCCAUUCCGAACUGGAGAUCACUCCGAUCUGGACCUGGCCCGGAUAUUCUGCUGACCCUGAAUCGCUAGAGACCCCACAGAGGGACUCGCCCCCAUUCGUAAUGAAUUCAGGAGUGCGACAACACAAGUCGCAGAAGUCUGUAAGUAUUGGUUGUCCAAAUGGUUGGACUCACCACCGGAGAAACUGUUAUAUUUUGGGCCCUGGUACCGCAAGCUGGAGCAGUGCACAACACGCUUGCACGUUGCUUGAAAGCAACUUGACAAGCGUGCAUUCGAAGAUCGAUUUGAAGUGGAUUUGGAAAUUCGCUGGAAAGCAAGCAUUUUGGAUUGGACUCAGAGGUAGUGCAGAGAAUUGGACUUGGACUGAUAGUAAACCGCUGACGUUUUCAAAACUCAAGAAGGAAACGGUGACCAACCAUCAAGAUCCUGACAGCUCGACCGCCACUUGUGUUUUGGCCCAAAGUCAGAAGAUAUGGAUUCCUAAAAGCUGUAUUGAUGGAUCAGAACACAGAUAUGUUUGUUCAGCACCUGCACAAAUCAGUUAAAACAUAUUUAAUUUCAUGGGCGUCGGAAGUACGUAGUAUGUGGGUGAGACAAGACCCACCAGGUUUUUAAGACCAUAUUAGACCCCAUUCCACCUGAGGAAUGCCCUAUUAAAUAAAACUCCAUUCCGCGUUUUAUCUACAGCCUUGACUUUCACACAGCUGCUUUCUCAAAUCUAUUUAACUUCGCUCAUUCGAGGUUCAUAUGAAUUAAACUUCAUUCCGUGUUUUCACUACAACCGCAACAUGGAGAGGUAAAAAAAGCUUCGUAUUACUAUGAUAAGUUUUUUAUUUAUAAUUUUUCUGUGGGAAGACCCACCCACUUUUUUUGCCUCCGGAGCCCAUGUUUAAUUUAUAAUGGUAUUUUAUUGAUGAAAAAUACAUUAAAAAAAUUUCAGUGACAUCAUUUAUAAAAAUUAAACAUGUUUUUUUUAUAGUAAGAUGAAAUAACCAUGUUUUUGGUGUAUUUAUUACUUUUUGUAUUACCAUAGUUUUACUACUACAAAUAUCAUGGUUUUAAGAUCAUGUUAAAUUUGUGGUACGAAUCACUGUACUUACACCUUUUUUUUUUUUGUAAGAGAUCCUUUCUGUUGUGUUAUAAUAUGUCAUCAAAUUUAUAUGAAUAAAAACGAU
Paramisgurnus dabryanus is the source of this 7720-nucleotide messenger RNA. RefSeq names its product Fras1 related extracellular matrix 1b (gene frem1b). Gene Ontology annotation, cellular component: membrane. Lineage: Eukaryota; Metazoa; Chordata; Actinopteri; Cypriniformes; Cobitidae. The record is from RefSeq and is a predicted model, not a curated record. Gene Ontology annotation, biological process: cell communication; anatomical structure morphogenesis.